GGAUUUAACUAUAUUUUUGGGGACAUUCAAGUGGCUAGAAGUGAGAUUAAAAGCCAAAAGGAAAGCUGAAAAAAAAAAAGGAAAAUAUAAAACGGAAAAUGGAAGAAAACAAGAGGCAGCAAUUUUAGUUUGUUUUGGUACGUAUCUAUCUAACAAAAAAGUAUCCCUGAAAGCCAUACAACAGCGGCGGAGGGGUUUUGUCUGUCUCUCCUUCUCUUUCUCCCUAUCUCCCAUUCAAUCUCCAUUCCAAUACUCAGGUUUCCUAUCUUAAUUUCUCACCAUUUUUAUUGCACUUUUUUUACUACCAAAUUCACGCCUUUUGUCUCUCAAUCCUUUUCAUCAUGAUUCUUCCUUGAUCAAACUGGAUUUCUUGUUUUAUUUGGGUGGGAUAGUUUUGAGAGGAACAAGGUCUUCUAGGGUUUUAUACGGAUACCCAUUUCAUGCUUUUAACGGGCAUCUGCGCUAGAUUUUCUCGUCCCUAUCGUCUUUGCUACGUUUAAUAGUUUUCUUUCUAUUGGUAUCAAAUCAGUUAGAUCGUUUUGGGAAGAGUUACUAUUGCUCUGGGCAUUCUCUACUUUUUAUGCCUUAUGGGUUUCCUUUAUUUUUAUCUUAUUUUAUUUUUUGGGAAUUGAGGUUUAAUCUUUGAAUUUUGCUGGUAUUUUUGGACACUAGAAAAUUAUAAUUAAGCAUACAGAACUUUUUGGAUUUCAGUUGGAUUUGGUGCUAGAGGCAUGCAUCUAGGUUUUUGAGGACACAUUUUCUCUUCAUCUUUUUCUUACAGUUUCGUGCCUUUUGAGGAUUUGAUCUUUUUUUUCUUUUUCUUUUUUUUUUUUUUGUUCUGGAGGGUUGAGAGUUAAGUGUUGGCUUUCUUUGUCACUUUUGUUGGUUGCCGAGGAUUGGCCCAAUUGUAUAGUGGAGGUAAUGGAAAAAGGGAUCGAAUUUGUUGUGGGGAGUGAAAACAUGCACUUAGAGGAGCCCUGGUUCAAUGGAAUGGAUACUGAGGAGACUGAAAUGGGACGACCCAACAGUGAAAUUCAAGGCUUUCCAUUGGAAAAUGGUGAGGCAAGCAAUGUGGUUUUCUCAAGAGAGGCACCCCUUGUAAGUAAAGAGUCAACAACAUCUGGUACUUGUAGCUGUAGUCUUAAGAAACUCAAAUCUAGGGUGACUGCAAAAGAGUCUGAGUUCUGCCAGAAGGCAAAAUCUGGGCAUGACAAGAAACUCAGCAGACAAGACAGGGUUGAGUUGGGGCAAUUAUUUCUGGGGGCUGUGAGUUCCCAUGAUUGGGAACUUGCUGAGAGUUUAAUCUUGUUGGCUGAUCCACAGACUCUAAAUGAUGCAUUGUGUGUCACAUUGGAUGCUAUCUGGUUUUUGAGCACCCAGCAGGAGCUCUAUGGGAUUACGGGGUUGAUUAAGAAGAUCAUUGCUAAUGGUGCUUAUGACUUUACUAGAGCUGCUCUCCGGACUUCAUUUCUUGCUUCUUGUGUCUCUGCUUGCCAGAGUCGCACAAUGAGUCUUGCCGACACUGUAACUGUCAUGGCCCAAAGGUUACAUGAGCGCCUCCAAGAGUGCCAUGGGGAUGAGGUCUUGAAGGCAGAAGCUGGUGCCAAAGUCCAAAAGUUCACUGAAUGGGCUUUGAAAUGUAUAGGUUCCCAUUCUCGUUGCCAGGGUAACAAUGAUAGAGUGAAUCAUUGCUCAGCUAUUGAAAUUCAACUCCAGUUAACUGCAUUCAAGACAUUCCUAGAUCUUGCUGGCAACCAACUUACAGGGAAGGAUUUUACAGAGGCAUUUGAUGCAGCUUGCUUUCCUCUUACUCUCUUCUCUAGUUCGUUUGAUGCUGGUUGGGCUUCUGGGAUCUCGGCUACUGUGAUCCAAGGAUUGUUGGAUAUGUUGGUGGAGGGGGGUGCUGAUAAUGUUAACCAGUGUUUCCUUGAAGCCUCUCGGUUUGGAAGUACAGAACUUGUCCGCAUAUUAUUGCAGAUUGCCCAACGGAACAGCUUGGAUGUUGAUGUUGAUCUUGCCUUGGGUUUUGCCUCACAUUACUGCAAGAUUGGAACUAUGGAGUGUCUAGUGGAAGAAGGUAAUGCCAUGGCGUUCUUGGGACCUUUAAUGAGAGCAGCUGAAAGAGGCUCCAUGCAGGUUGUCCAGUGGUUUGUUAAAAGGAGUUGUCGAGACAUGGAGCUCUGUCUAGCCCUCACUGCAGCUACUUCCAGCAGCCAAGUUGAUGUGGCUGCAUAUCUCCUCCCUCAUGUUCCUCAGCAUGUGCUUGCAGCCCUCAGCAUCGAAAUUCUCAAGGCUGCGGGUGAACGAAGUGGUGGAUCUCUGGAUGGUGUGGCAUUUCUCCUCCACUCUGACUUCUUAGGUGAUGUUGCUGCUACUUAUGCUGUUGCAGACAGCAUUGCUAGGUCUGAUGAUGAAGCUGUUGCUCCUGAGCUGAAGGCAUUUGUUCAAGAGCACUGGUCAGAGGCAGCUUUCUUGGAUGGAUUAAAGCAAGGCCAAGAACAUUAUAUGAACCUAAUGAGGAUUUUGAAGAGGGGGGAAUCUCCAAUUUGCUUAAGGGAUCUCCCAGCUCCUUUGAGGGUGGCAAUUGCAUACAUGCCACUCUACAGGGAGUGUGUUGAGGUGAGUGGUCGUCUGUUAUCGCAAAGGCUGAGGGGGCAGCUUGUUGAAGCUGUUCGAAUGCUUGGAGGUGGGGCAUUAGAAGAGGUAAGCCAAGGCAGAGAGCUUUUAGCUAUUUUGGAGCAACAUCUUCCUCCAUUUUUGGUUCGUUCUCCCAGUCUUGGUUAGCAAAAUUUUUAUCAGCUGGAUCUUUGGGAUUUUCACUUGUCUUUUACACCUACAUCUCAUGUGUCAUAGGUAAUAAAUAUCAUUUUAGCCGUUGGUAGGUGACAAAGCUUCAAAGUUUGUCAAGUUUCCUUACAUCAUGUGGUUUGGUUUAAUAUAUAGGUCCUCUGCACUUCUUCUAUGGCACAUAUCAUAAUCAAAUGGAUGCGUAUGUUAUGUUCAUCUAUUAUAGCGUAAGACAGAGAGCAACUGUUUUUCUAAAAGGGUUGAUAUAUGAUGGGAAUGUAUAUCUACUGGUCCCUGUUGAUUACAAUCUGAAAUUCUGCCUUUUUCUAUAAUUGCUCGUGGGUAUAUAUAAACAUUCAUUUCUGUUGGAUUC
This is a messenger RNA of Durio zibethinus, 3160 nucleotides long. NCBI's taxonomy places the organism in Eukaryota, Viridiplantae, Streptophyta, Magnoliopsida, Malvales, Malvaceae. The record is from RefSeq and is a predicted model, not a curated record.